AUGGAGAUUGAAGCUGGUAUGUUCUCAGUUCCCCAAACAAUCUGCAGUGUUUUGUGUUGCAUGUGUGGAAUUCCCAUGCAACCGAACGCUGCCAACAUGUGUGUCAAGUGUUUAAGCUCCCAAGAGGACAUCACGGAGGGGCUCCAAAAGCAUAUCAAUAUCUUUCACUGCCCUCAGUGCGAGAGUUACUUUCAGCAUCCGAAAACUUGGAUCAAACAUCUUAAACCGGAAUCCGAUGAGCUACUCAAAUUCUGCUUGAAGAUGAUGAAGAAGACCAACAAAGUGAGGAUGGUGGAUGCUCGUUUCAUCUGGACUGAGCCUCACUCCAAGAGGAUUAAGAUCAAUGUCAAGGUUCAGAAGGAGGUUCUGAAUGGGGUGAUUCUUGAACAGUCUUACCUCGUCGAGUAUGUUCAGCUGGAACACUUGUGUGACUCUUGCACCAGGGUGGCGGCUAACCCUGAUCAGUGGGUUGCUGUUGUGCAACUCAGGCAACAUGUUUCGCAUAGGCGAACCUUCUUUUAUUUGGAGCAGCUGAUUCUCAAGCACGGUGCUGCGGCCAGAGCUAUAAGAAUCAAACAGAUGCAUGAGGGCAUUGACUUCUAUUUCUCCAACGAAGACCAUGGUGAGAAGUUUGUGCAAUUUAUAGGGAAAGUAGCUCCUAUAAGGAGCAAGGGUUAUAAUAAGCAACUUGUUUCUCAUGAUACAAAGAGUAACAACUACAACUACAGAUAUACUUUUUCUGUUGAAAUUAGCCCCAUUUGCCGUGAGGAUUUAAUAUGUCUGCCUCAUCAUGUUGCUCUAAGUUUGGGAAAUCUUGGCCCAUUGGUGAUUUGCACUAAGGUUACCAAUAGCAUUGUUCUGCUUGAUCCAUUUACCUUGAGGCACUGUUUCUUAGAUGCAAGUCAGUAUUGGAGGGCAUCCUUCAAGUCUUUACUUACUAGUAGACAGCUAGUGGAGUAUGUGGUCCUGGAUGUGGAGGAGGUUGUGCCAUCUGAGGUGGUUACUGUUGGUGGCACGAAAUAUGUUUUAGCUGUUGCCCAAGUGGCUCGUGUGUCAGAUUUUGGAAAGAAUGACACAAUAUUUUCCAUCAAGACUCAUCUUGGCCAUCUUUUAAAUCCUGGUGAUUAUGCUCUUGGUUAUGAUCUAUAUGGGGCUAAUUGUAACGACAUUGAAUUGGACAAAUACAAAGGUGGUGACCUUCCUCAUGCAAUUUUAGUUAAGAAGAGUUAUGUAGAGAAGCGCCUGAAGAAACGUGGGAAGCCUCGUUCAUGGAAGCUUAAAUCACUCAACAUGGAGAUUGAUGAUAAGGGUAGAACUGACCCAGACAAGAUGAGCUCAGAAUAUGAACAAUUCUUAAAUGAUCUGGAAGAAAACCCUGACCUGAGGUUCAACCUAUCACUGUACCAAAAUAUAGAGUUCCAGCCAUCAGAGAUGGCAUCUGUGACUGAUGGGGAAGAGCUACCUUCUGUUCCACUGGAGGAGUUACUGGCUGAUCUUGAGCUGGGUGAGGAUGAAGAUGAGGAGGACUUCAUGAUGGAAUAAACAAUAGCAGCUCUAUCAUAACAGAGAAUUUUAUGAAUCUUGAUAAGUAUUAUUAUGGGAAUCAAAUGUGGAGGCUGAUAAACUUGCUAAGGAAGGCUGCAACAGGGUAGAAGAGCUGUGGUUUUGCUUAGACAAUUUGGUUUAAUUGUGCAGCUGUUCUGAUUCUGUUUUUGAAGUUGCUACUGUACCUUGCUUCUGCCAUAUUGUUGCUGCUGUUUUUCUGGUUCUCCCCUUUGUUGCUGCUGGUUUCCGUGUUGUUUUUGCGGGUUGCAGCAUCUCCAGUUCUGCCCCUAGCUAGUCUUGCUGCAUUUUCGGUGCUGGUUGAAGUAGAGCUACGCUUUUCUUGGUCUCCUUGGCUGUCUAUUGUGUGCUGCUGCUGCUGUAGCUGUCCCAAGUCUGCAUUGCUUCCUUGGCGUGUUUUUUUUCUUUCUGAUCCAGGCUGUUUCAGUAUAGUUUUUAUUGUUGCUGUUUUAUGCUUACUGGAGUUUGUUUUGUUCUCCUUUGGUGGUUUUAUCUUGUUCUUUGUUCUCCUUUCUAUCUAUGUUUUGUACUGUACCAGUAAGUUGGGGUUUUCCUAAUCUUACUCCUUAUUUAUAAUAUUCCUUUUGGUGCCUGA
This is a messenger RNA of Lotus japonicus, 2158 nucleotides long. RefSeq lists its product as uncharacterized. Gene Ontology annotation, cellular component: nucleus; cytoplasm. NCBI's taxonomy places the organism in Eukaryota, Viridiplantae, Streptophyta, Magnoliopsida, Fabales, Fabaceae. Gene Ontology annotation, molecular function: ribosomal large subunit binding. The record is from RefSeq and is a predicted model, not a curated record. The coding region runs from base 1 to 1542 and encodes 513 amino acids. The transcript has 3 exons. Gene Ontology annotation, biological process: ribosomal large subunit export from nucleus.